This is a messenger RNA of Penicillium oxalicum, 930 nucleotides long. Its product is annotated as cysteine hydrolase family protein. The transcript is spliced from 2 exons. Lineage: Eukaryota; Fungi; Ascomycota; Eurotiomycetes; Eurotiales; Aspergillaceae. The record is from RefSeq and is a predicted model, not a curated record. Bases 1 to 930 code for a protein of 309 amino acids.
AUGACAGUGACGCACGAACGAAUCGGAAACGAUCCCCAGAACUUUUGGGUUUUCGAUUCCGAGAGCGAUACAUUUGAUCUCACACGUGGAUCGAAAUCCACCUCCCUCAUCACCAUCGACACCACCACACAGCGAACACGGCUCGACCCUGCCAAAACCGCUUUGCUACUCAUCGAUUUGCAAAACUUCUUUCUCCAUCCCGCCGUGCGACCACGCCCUGAAGGCGCACCGCCUUCGCCCGCAGAACAGGCCACAGAGGCGCUCCUCCGCGCGGGCAUCCCGGUGGCCCGGCAUCAUGGAAUCCAGAUUAUUUGGUUGUGCUGGGGUCUGACGGAGGAUGACUUGUGUCAAAUGCCGCCGGCGAUUAUUCGCACGUUUGGUUGCUAUCAACAUGGUCGGUCGGUUGUUGCACACCCUUCUGAGCAGGUUGGGAAAUUGACCCCGACUCCGAUCCUGACGCCGACGCCAUCGCUACCUGACAUGCAUCGAGUCAAGGACCCAGCCCUGUACAAAGGCCUGGGGACAGAUCUCGGGCCGGUGACGCUCAGCGAGAAGCAGACGGAAUACGAGAUAAGCCAGAGUCAGCAGCAUGGGGUCACGGCGAGGACGGACUCGCAAACCAAGGCCGAUGUUCUCUUCCACAAGAACCGUAUGUCGGGCCUCUGGGGAGCCGGCUCCGAGUUGGAAACUUUCCUCCAACGGGAGAACAUCACGACUCUACUCUUUGGUGGGGUCAACACCGAUCAAUGCGUGGGGAGCACGUUGACCGAUGCCUUUAGCAAAGGGUAUGAUUGCAUUCUGUUACGGGACGGAGUGGGCACGGGGACACCGUAUGGGGCGAGCACGGUGUGGGAGUACAAUUCGAUGAACUGUUGGGGGUUUGUCACAACCUGCGAUGCUCUGGCCGGAGCAUCGGUCUCUCCGACGUGA